Molecule: messenger RNA, 1574 nt
Organism: Oryza brachyantha (malo sina)
Lineage: Eukaryota; Viridiplantae; Streptophyta; Magnoliopsida; Poales; Poaceae
Product: transcription factor WRKY19-like
Exons: 3
Coding region: 208-1233 (341 amino acids)
Biological process (GO): regulation of DNA-templated transcription
Cellular component (GO): nucleus
Molecular function (GO): DNA-binding transcription factor activity; transcription cis-regulatory region binding
Source: RefSeq, a predicted model, not a curated record
AUAAGCUCCGCCUCGCUGCAGCUGCGCCUCACUCCAUCCGCUCUCGCCGUCUGCGCUAGCUCUUGCAUCAAAGAAACAAAGCUUUACUACUAAUCAAUUUCUUCUGAUCACCUUCUUGUCGAUCUUGCGCUGCGCCGGCCAUUCUUGCACUGCAUAGCUGCAUAGGUUAAUUUGGUGUGAGGAAGAUUGAUUGGUUAGCUGGAGGUGAUGGAGAGCGUGGAGGGCAAUGGAGGAGGGCGGCUGGUGGUGACCGAGCUGAGCCACAUCAAGGAGCUGGUGAAGCAGCUGGAGGGCCACCUGGGCGGCUCUCCGGCCCUCUGCAAGCACCUCACCUCGGAGAUCUUCUCCGUCACCGAGCGGUCCAUCGGCAUGAUCAGGUCCGGCCACUUCCACGGCCACCACCGCAAGCGCGCCGCCGCCGCCGCCGGCGACCUCGGGUCGGCGACGCCCAGCCCCCUCAGCGACGUCUCCGACUUGCCUUUCAAGGCUUCCAAGAAGAGGAAGACGAUGGAGAAGAAGAAGCAUCAGAUUAGGGUGAGCUCGACGGGAGGGGUGGAGAACCUACCGGUGGAUGAUGGCCAUAGCUGGAGAAAGUAUGGGCAGAAAGAGAUUCUUGGAGCCAAGCACCCAAGGGGUUACUACCGUUGCACGCACCGCAACUCGCAGGGAUGCAUGGCGACGAAGCAGGUGCAGCGCACCGACGAGGACGCGACGCUAUUCGACGUGAUCUACCACGGCGACCACACGUGCGUCCAGAAGGCGGUGGCCGCCGUCGCCGGCAAGCCGGAGCCGGAGAUGGACGCCCAGAGCCGCCUCCAUGACUUGAUCAGCACGGGCCCGACGGUGAAGACGGAGCUGCCGCCGCAGCAGGGCAGAAGCUGGGCAGCCGUGCCGCCGUUCGGCCUCUCCUCGCCGGUGAGCGGCCUGGCGCCGCCGGAGCGCAACCCGUACUUCUCCACGCCGUCGACGCCGGAGAACUUCCCCGUGGUGUCGUCCGCCUCGCCGGCGACCUCGGACUCGAACCACCCCUCCGUCGCCGCGCCGUUCCAGGUGACCGGCGCCGACGCGCUGUGGCGGGGCGCCGAGCUCCAAGAAAUGGUGUCGGCGCUCGUCGCCGCCACGGCCACCGACACCGAGCCGGCGCAAGCCAUGGACGCCGACGACCUCUCCGUCGACGGCUUCGAGUUCGACCCCGGAUUCACCACCAUUGACAUCACCAGCUUCUUCGUAUGAGACAGAUCAAUGCAAACCCAACCCAAUCCAGCUGAUCAUGAACACUAGAGAAGCAGUUGGCGUGACCACCCCUCUGUUCUUGGCCGUAGCCAUCGAAGAACAGAGGAGGGAAGAGUAGAAGCUUUUCUUCCUGGGUCAGUAGAUGAGAAGCCCUUAAUUUUUCCUUCUUUUUUCCCCGAUCAGAGUGCUCCAUUCUAUUAUUAUUAGUAUAGAUUAUUACUGUUACUGUUACUAUUGAUUUACCUCGAGGAAAAUAAGAUCCUGAUCUUGUGUUCUGAGCAACCAGAGAAUAUAAUUUGUCAGCAGUUUCUGGGGUUGUUUAGCCCACGCCACAUCGGAUG